This is a messenger RNA of Lodderomyces elongisporus, 981 nucleotides long. RefSeq lists its product as uncharacterized. The coding region runs from base 1 to 981 and encodes 326 amino acids. NCBI's taxonomy places the organism in Eukaryota, Fungi, Ascomycota, Pichiomycetes, Serinales, Debaryomycetaceae. The record is from RefSeq and is a predicted model, not a curated record. The transcript has a single exon.
AUGAAGUGGCAGUUAGCGAUUGUACUUGCUGCUUGUACUAGUAUGGUGGCAACAAAGAAUGUGUUUAACCCCGCAGCACUACCAGAUUUGAAAGAGGAUGACUAUGUUGACAAAAGAGACGCCGAUGCUAAAAACACUCCAAACUUGCAAGACUUGAGUGAUUCUGUGGCUAAUGAUAUUCAGAAAAGAAAGAAUACUCCAAAUUUACAGGAUCUUGCUAAAGCUGUUGGUUCUGAUAAUGAUAUACAGAAAAGAAAAAAUGUAGUCAACUUGGCAAAUUUCAAAGUUGAACCGAAUGACAAGAGGGAAGCAAAAAACACUUUUGAUAUCGCUGCAUUUCUUAAACAACAUCUGCAUGUUAAGCGCGGAGAAAACCAGCAGGUUUUGAGCAACCCUGAUACUGAAGAUUCCCAGAGCGAUGACCAUUUGUUAUUUACAUUGGACUCAGCUGAUUGUUACAAUAAUCUCCUUCAGUCGAUAUUACCUCAGCUCAAAUCUAUUUCUAUAUUUGCUGGAUAUAUUAGGAACAAUCAGGAUUUGGACAGCAAAACGGAAUUAGCAGACCAAAAUAUGUUGAUCAUUGCACCUACAGACGAUGCAAUCGAGAAUAAAUUAUCUGGUUUAAAACCAUGGGAGUUUCCCCAUUCUUUAGAUGAUGCUAAAAAUGACAGGGAACAAGAUGCAAUCAUCGAUGAAAACAUACAAAACUUUUUAUUCGGUCAUAUUGUAAGUAAUUUUGAAAAGAAAUUGGUUAUUGAGACCGAUUCAAAUGACCAAACUACCAAAAUCAUUGUUACGACUUUGAACAAUGGCAAAAAUUUACAAAUUAAGCAAGACCCACUGAGUGAGAAAUUCUUCAUCAGAAUUGUAGAUGAUCGUGAUGCUAAUGCAAUCUCAAACAAUUGGAUCCCUGUUCAAACUGUUCGACAAGUGGAAAAUGGGUUUAUUUUUGUCAUUGAAAACUCAUUGGUCAAGCCUUAA